Lathyrus oleraceus (garden pea) is the source of this 1641-nucleotide messenger RNA. RefSeq names its product protein IQ-DOMAIN 3. NCBI's taxonomy places the organism in Eukaryota, Viridiplantae, Streptophyta, Magnoliopsida, Fabales, Fabaceae. Gene Ontology annotation, molecular function: protein binding. The record is from RefSeq and is a predicted model, not a curated record. The transcript is spliced from 6 exons. Bases 174 to 1394 code for a protein of 406 amino acids.
CAUGUUUGGUUUGACUGUUAUUUAACUAACAGUGGGCCCCACUCUUUUUCUUCUUCCUCACUUCAACUUUCCAUCAUCCCAAGAUCUCUUUUCUCUCUCUCAUUUUGCAUUUCACUUCUCAUUUUCAGAGAUCCAAAUCUUACCAUUCUCAUGCAAAGUAACAGGAAUUACACAUGGGGAAAAAAGGGAGUUGGUUUUCUGCAGUGAAGAAAGUUUUCAGUCAUGAUUCCAGAAAAGACAAGAAAAGCCAGAAAUCAAAGAAAAAAAGUACUCAACCGGAGACAGAAGUGAAAUCAGAAGUAGUACAAGUUUCUGUUCCACAGAUAGAAGAUGUGAAAUUAAGUGAGUUAGAGAAUGAACAAAAUAAACAGGCUAUUUCUCUUGCUUUUGCCACUGCUGUUGCGGCGGGGGCGGCUGUUGCUGCUGCUCAGGCUGCUGCCGAGGUUGUUCGUCUCACGAGUAUGCCUCAUUACCCUGCAAAGAGUAUGGAAGAAUUGGCUGCUAUCAAGAUUCAGACCGCGUUCCGUGGAUAUUUGGCGAGAAGAGCUUUGCGCGCAUUGAGAGGUUUGGUGAGGUUGAAGACAAUGAUACAAGGACAAUCUGUUAAACGGCAAGCAGGCAGCACCUUAAGAUGUAUGCAAACUCUAGCAAGACUGCAGUCACAGGUUCGCGAAAGGCGAGUUCGAAUGUCCGAGGAGAAUCAGGCUCGUCAGCGCCAAUUACAACAGAAAUGUGAAAAAGAACUAGUAAAGUUGCAAACUUCUCAGGUUGGAGAAGAAUGGGAUGAUAGCUUGCAGUCAAAGGAACAAAUUGAUGCAAAAUUAUUGCAAAGACAAGAAGCUGCUUUCAAAAGAGAGAGGGCUUUGGCCUAUUCAUUUUCACAUCAGCAAACAUGGAAGAGCUCUUCAAAAUCUAUAAACCAAACAUUUAUGGAUCCAAACAAUCCCCACUGGGGAUGGAGUUGGUUAGAGAGAUGGAUGGCGACUCGACCAUGGGAAGUCGAAAGCGUCAUUAUGAAUCACAGACCUUCUCCGGUCGGCCAAAAAUUAAGAAGACAAAGCACUCAGAAUUCUCCUUCAACUUCAAAGACAAAGCCAUCAAGCUCAAAGGGUGAAACUAUUGAUGACUCAAGAAGUAUGUUUAGUGUUCAUUCCGAACGGUAUCGAAGAUAUAGCAGCAUUGCAGGAUCGUCGGUUAGAGAUGACACGAGCGUUGAAAGCUCGCCAGUGUUUCCAAGUUACAUGGCACUCACUAGUUCUGCAAAGGCAAAGUCCAAACUAAUGCAAAAAACAUCGCCAUCAGCAUCUUCGGUUUCUGCAAGGAAGAGGCUUUCUUUCCCUGCUUCUCCUGUUGGUUCGAGAAGGUACUCCGGUCCACCUAAGGUGGAAAUAUAAGCAAUGACAACUUUAGCAUCUUCGGAUUGAAGAUGUGUUUAGUGUCUACGACUGUCUAGGACUGACGUGUGAUUACAUUUAAUAAUUCUAUUUCCUCAAAUUAUCAUUAGUGUUAUUUGCCAGUUUUGUAUUUGGUGUCCGUGUCGUUGUGUAAAUUUGGUUAAUUUGUGCUUGGAUUGUUACACAUUGUCAUAAAUCAUGAAGAUGUGAAAUUAUUAACACCAUAAUUCAACAAUCAUUUUGCAUU